Molecule: messenger RNA, 2091 nt
Organism: Cephus cinctus (wheat stem sawfly)
Lineage: Eukaryota; Metazoa; Arthropoda; Insecta; Hymenoptera; Cephidae
Gene: Su(fu)
Product: suppressor of fused homolog
Exons: 7
Coding region: 164-1471 (435 amino acids)
Cellular component (GO): cytoplasm; nucleus
Molecular function (GO): transcription factor binding
Source: RefSeq, a predicted model, not a curated record
GCGUAGGCCACUGUAGUCAGUCUUCUACAGGCAGUCGAACAUUCCACGUUGUAUAUAAGAGAACAGUAGAAGUAUUACAUAUACCCUGUAGAAAGUACAGUGGUUAAUAGUCUGGAAUUCUUCGUUCUGUGCAGUGCUCUUGCGUGCAAGUCUCCUUGCGUUUAUGUUUGGAAACAUGCGGGAGCGCGAGGAAUUCGCCAGAAGAUUCCCACCGGGACAACCGAAUUAUGGACCUUCUUCUAGAGCUUUGGGAUUGGACGCCUUGCACGCAUUGUGCAAGGAAAUUUAUCCCGAUCAAGGAAAUCCAUUGACGGUCACGGCCAUAGUUAAAUACUGGCUGGGAGGACCCGAUCCCUUGGACUACAUAAGUAUGUACGAGAAUCCAGGUUCACCAGAGCUUGGUGUACCACCACAUUGGCAUUACGUAAGCUUAGGUCUGUCGGAUCUUCAUGGAGAUGGGAGAUUGCAUCCUAAGACUGGUCCAGGUCGUCCCAGUGGAUUUGGGUUUGAAUUGACAUUUCGACUGGCUCGUGAACCUGGAGAGACAACACCACCUACAUGGCCUGCUAAUGUGAUGCAACAAUUGGCUAAGUACGUGUUCAAUUCUGGUAAUAUGUUACUGCCAGGGGAUCACGUAUCCUGGCAUGCUCCAUUGGACAAUGGCAAUGGUCGUAUUACUCAGAUGAUAAUGGGACGGGAUCCUCAACUUCCUAGUCCUGUUUCCACUCCCCAUGGAGAGGUGUCCUUUGUACAGAUCAUUGGUGUCACUUCGGAAGAGCUGCAGGCAGCUCAACAUUGGAAUGGUUUGGGAGUUGUGAAUCUUUUAAAAGGAAGUAGGGCAUGUGGAUCUUGGUUAGUUACAGACACCAGAAGGAUUCAUUCUGUAAUGGAAGAAGAUCCUUCGGUAGCUGAAAAAAUUCAAAGUGGUAUCGAAAGGGAAGGAUCGAAUCUGAGUGGUGUAUCGGCCAAGUGUUGGUGGGUGCAGAUAUCUGGUGAGAAAAGUACUGAAAAGUACAGAGAGAAGAGAGAAGAGUCGGACGACGAGGAAAACGACGUGAAACCUUUCAUAAAAACGGAAAGAUUGUCUCCGUGCGAGCAGGACUCGAAUUUCGGGGAUGAAAAUCACGUAAGGGUUCUUCCUGGUCUUCACUUGACCUUUAAUCUCGAGGCUGGAAGCCUUUUACCACUGGCAAUAAAGGGACGAGUAAUGCACGGUCGACAUUUUACUUUCAAAUCCAUCCUUUCACAUACUGCGGUUACGAUAGUCGCACCAUCUGUUACUGGUACCUUGGUUACAAAAGAGAAGCCUUACGCGGUGCAAGGACCUUGGUUACAAGUUCUUUUGCCCGAGGAUCUCGCGGACAAGAUGGCUCAGGAGUUUCAGAUUCUCAGUAACCCUGGUCAGAUCCCACUGCCAAAAACUUUCUCGUGGCCCGAACACAAGCUGGCUAUCACAGUGGUAAACGACUGAAGCAAACGAGAACUCCUUUGAACGCAAAAGGAAUCGAAUAGACUUGAAAUUUGAAUAAUGGAGACACACAUAUGGUACGUUGUCGAAAAGUAUUAUGUUAUUAUUAUUUUACAGGAAGUAAUUCCCAAAUCUUUUUUUUUUAACUAUAACGAAUUAUUUAUUUCUUAACGCGCUCUUUCUCGUACAGUGUCAUGCAUAAGAUUAAUUAUUUAUAUAUUAUAUUAUCAAGAGAGCUAGGAUAACGUUUCUGCAAGAUAUUCUAUUAUUGUUUAAUGUAUCAUAUCGGACACGCAAAUGAUUAAUACAUUUGGUAGCGGAAAUUCUUCGUCCUACGUAUUCCGUUUAUUUAAGUUUAAAAAUAUGCUCGGAGAAUUCACACAAAAAAAUGACUCUUUGGUUGAGGCUGCCGAGAUUUAUUCUCAUUCGGAAUUGAUUAGACAAUUAAAUCAUUACUUGGAUUACUAACGGAUUCAAUUUGAUGCGUAAUGAAUAUUUUUAUAUAUGGAUAGAUAUAUAUAUAAACGUAUGUACAUAACACGGUGUAAAUUAAACGUGUAAUUGUAUUUGAUAUACCGCUUUACACAUUGUUAUAAAAUAAUAAACGUUGUAUAUAAAUAUGA